This is a messenger RNA of Penicillium olsonii, 3996 nucleotides long. Lineage: Eukaryota; Fungi; Ascomycota; Eurotiomycetes; Eurotiales; Aspergillaceae. The record is from the annotation of a GenBank genome assembly.
AUGGCUUCCGGGCACAACUCAGCAUAUUCCGCGUCCACCCACCGUGCUUUGGGUGACGGACGCUCCUCGCUCAGCCAAGAUAGCGGCUCGGCCGAUGGGAGCUGGCACGAUGGCAUACCACGCACUGGGAGAAAUGGUCGGUCGGAAUCCGGAGGAAGCAGUCUCAUGGGUGGACGAGGAGGGUCAUUGGCGCCCUCGUUUGGAGGCCCGGGCAGCUUCAGCGCAGAGCUCAAGAGCAUGCAUUCUCGCAACGUGACCCCCCGACCUGAUGGCGCGUUCAACAGACGUGCAAGCAGGUCUAUCGGCGAGGAGGAUAUUUACUCAACGGAAGAGCGCCAGGCCUAUCUUCGGGACAGAAUCGCAAGGGAGAUGAAGAUCAAGAGCGGGACCGAGAACAUGCUCGAGGCGCUGCUAGCGAAACCACCGAAACAAACCAAAGAACAGCGACUCCGAGUGGAAGGGGAACUGAGUACCUCCAACCGCAAAUUGGUGGAACUUCAACAUGAGCUGGAAGAAGAGAUACUACGUGCGCAGGCGCCGGCAUCGACACCCCCAUCCAGCAGCCGAAUUUCGAGCCUUUUCCGAGCCAGCCCCAUGCGAUCGCCAUCUCGAAACAAGGAUGCUACCAGCUCGCUGAAUGGCGGAGAUGGCGACGAGAUUGGCGAUGAUAUGGAGUCGCCGACUUAUGUUCUCUCUGAAACACUACAGGCACUGGAGAUGGCGGGGAUGUCGCCCGAUUUCUACGUCGAACGAGCAAACAACCUGGUCGAACUCUUCAAACGACAUCCGACCUUGAAAUAUGAUCUUGCAUGGCCUGUUUUCGGACUACGCGUCCAAGUCAUGCUUCUGAGCGACAGUAAAGAGGUGGUAGCCGCUGGAUAUCGGCUUACCCGUUAUGCUAUCGCUGAUCGCAAAUCCCUGCAAACGAUUCGGUCACUACAUACCGAUGAAUUGGUCAUACUCUCCCUGGUCAAAGACACCAAAUCAAGCAUCGAAAGGGAACAGGCACUCAAGUUUGUGCGAGGCUUUCUAGAUGUCAAGGAUGGAGUUCGGGAGGUAUCACGCGCUAUCGUACGAACAAUUGUCGCGGUGGCUGAACAUCAUGAAGACCGUCUCCGAAACAUUUCAAUCAUGACAUUGGCCGAGAUACUGGUAAAAGAUCCCGAAAUGGUUGCAACCGCCGGGGGCUUCGCUGCGCUGCAUGAUGCACUUGCUGAAGGAACGUUCGGUGCCUCCGAAAGCUUGAUUUCAAGCUUCCUGCAUGUCGUGGAUGCCCCGCGCAGUCGAAAGUUCCUGCAGGGAUCGGAACUAGAGGCAGUUCUGACACCCUUUACCGACUCAUUAUCUGAUUCCCUGCGCAGCGGACGGCUGAAGUCUGCAGCCCGGGCGAUCUCCGCAAUGCUUAAGACCUGGCCUGGCCUGGUCAUUCUUGCAAGGCAUGAUUCACAACCGUUGCGCUCACUACUUGAUUCGCUCCACUAUGACGAUCCCUCGGCUCGGGAUCUGAUCAUGGAGCUACUGUUCGACGCCCUGCGAAUCAAACCGCCCUCAUGGUCAUCGUCAUUCCUUGCGGGAAGACGGCUCACAACAUAUGGCAGGGUGUCUAACCUCCGCUCCGAUACUGAAUCAUCAAAGCUUAGUCGCAAUCUCGACGACAGCAAUACUAACAAAUUCGACCUUACUUCCCAUUUCUCUACACUCAUUCUGGCUGGGCUGGUAGAGGCAGGCAUUGCGAAGACCCUCUCUGAUAUCAUCGAGGACGAAACCGAUCUUUCGCUCAGACGAAAGGCUACUUUACUUUUGACAGAAGUUCUCAAGCUUGCUCACCACUCCUUGCCUCAAGCUGUCAGCGCAAAACUCCAAGUCCUUCCUCAUCUUAUACCUCCAGCUAUUGACUUUGAGACCGAAAACCAUGAUCUCUCAACUGCAACGAUCUUCCAAAUUGAUAGCAUCAAUCGCACAUUAGCUCGUUCGGGUGCAUAUCCCAGCGGACAGAGUCGAUACAACAUGGAGACAGACAUGUCGAUCCCUCUGCUGCCCAAUGAACAAGGGAAGGAGAAGUUGAGCCCCGCGAUGGACGAAACACAGUUCCGCAACGCCAUCCUAGAGACGCAUGUCCUCAACACAGUGAACUACACCAAAUGGAAGUGGGAUAUCAUCCAUCGCCUGGUCGAGGGCCCUCUCACCAAUCCAAAACGCAUGGACGAGGCAAUUAAAGGCUCAAAGUUCAUGAAACGUCUCAUUGGAUUUUACCGACCUUUCAAAUAUCGCUUCGCCAUGGUUUCAAACUCGAAAGCGAAUCAGAGAUACGUCCGAACGGGCUGCGUUCUCAUGCGCACUCUAGUCAUGACCCCAGAGGGCACCAAAUACUUAGCGGAGAACAAGUUCCUUCGCCAAGUUGCGGAAUGCCUGGCUCAGCUGGAUCGUAUGAGUGGCCUGACAUCCGAAUCACCACUAUUCUCUCGGGAACAAAUGGCCAACACAUUGAGUGGGGGCUACUUUGCCAUGCUUGGCAUAUUGAGUGCCGAUGCUAAUGGGUUGUUCAUGAUGGAACGGUGGCACAUGCUGAAUAUGUUCUAUCACAUCAUUGAACUGCGAGACCGAAACGAUCUGAUCCAAACCUUGUUAGGCAACAUGGACUACAGCCGCGAGAGUCAUCUUCGGGUCAUGCUGUCCAAGGCCCUCACCAUUGGGUCCAAAGAAAUCCGAAUUUUUGCCACUAGACUUCUGCGAAAAUAUGCCGUUGGCGACGUGUCUUUCUCUCCCAACGUGGCUAUUGGCAAUGCUGAAUGGGUUAUCAAACUUCUCGUCACCCAGUUAUAUGAUCCCGAAGUAACGGUGUGCCAAGUCGCCGUCAAAAUCCUCGAAGAGGCUUGCAACCAACGGGACUAUCUUGAGUUCGUGGUCAAAUGUCGACCGUCCCUCGACCACCUGGGCGAGAUCGGUGCGCCAUUACUUCUUCGGUUCCUGUCUACUUCUGUUGGGUAUCACUAUCUAGAUGGCCUCGACUACAUCACCCAAGAGAUGGAUGACUGGUUCCUUGGCCGCAAUGAUAGCUAUGUUGGUCUCGUGGAGGCUGCGCUUUCUCGGGCUUACGUUGAGCAACCACGACGUGGUAGCCUUGCCCCCGAGGAUUUAGUAGACCUGCAAGACAUCGGUCUGGUACCACCUCAUUUCUACCGAGAACUUGCGAGAACAGCCGAAGGGUGCAAGUUGCUGGAACAAUCGGGCCAUUUCAACGAGUUUGCCUGGACGAUCCGCGAUUUCAGGCUGGAAGAAGAAGACAACGAGAUGCUUCUCAAAGCCAAGGGAUGUCUCUGGGCAGUUGGGAACAUCGGAUCCAUGGAACUCGGCGCUCCGUUCCUCGACGCCGAAAUCAUCCAACGCAUUGUGGACAUAGCCACGAGUGCAGGAGUCCUCACUAUGCGAGGCACUGCGUUCUUCGUCCUCGGUCUGAUCUCGCGGAGUCGACAUGGACUGCGAGUGUUACGAGGACUAGGCUGGGAUUCCGGCAUUGAUCAGAAGGGGGACUCGUUGGGUCUUUGUCUGCCGACUGAUUUCCGUAAAUUGUUCCGGAUCUCAUUCCCUGGCUUUGAUUCGAAAUCGAAGCGCACUCCUCAGGAGAAAAUGAAGGAGGCCACCUCGGACCCCGAUCCGGUCAAUCAACAGAUCCUCAAAUCGAUCGUUGACAUGGGGAAUACUGUGCUCGCCAAACGAGCAGCUUCGGAACUUCACAGGUAUGGUCUUCGUUCGACUCAAUCCAAAGCGCAUUUUCUAACCGUCUUUGUUCCCAGCUUGAAAUCAAAACAACCUGAUAAAUUCCGCCAAGUGGAUCUCUUCCGCAAAACCCUUUGCAUCUUGGAAAGUCAUCAUUUCCGACUUCCAGCCCGUCGCUUUGCCCUCGACUUAUUUGACAAGAGCGUCAUGCGGCGAAUUGUGCUUGAGGAAGAUUCUGACUCUGAAUCAGAUUCCUCGGGCAGCUCUCAAUCCGAAUAG